Messenger RNA from Gongylonema pulchrum, 876 nucleotides. Lineage: Eukaryota; Metazoa; Nematoda; Chromadorea; Rhabditida; Gongylonematidae. The record is from the annotation of a GenBank genome assembly.
AUGUCACCGGAAUCGGAUGGCAAUAACAUGCGUCAGUGCACAUUGCAAGGCAGCAAAAUAGCUGUUGAUCGAGCCCGAGCAAUGAUCAAUGAGGUAAUCGCACGAGCGGGCAAUCGUCCUCCGCCGAAUCGUCCAGGACACUUUGAUGGUGGCCUGCCAGUUGGAGGUGCUGGGCGCCAAAUUACACAUGAAAUGCUCAUACCUGGCUCCAAAUGUGGCCUUGUGAUUGGAAAAGGAGGCGAAACGAUCAAGAACAUACAGGAGCAAACUGGUGUCAAAAUGGUGAUGAUACAGCAGAAUCAAGAAAGCGGUGGCCAGCCAAAACCUUUGCGCAUUCUUGGUGAUCCGGAAAAAGUUGAGAAUGCACGACGAAUGGUUGAGGAAAUUUUGCAGUCUCGUGAAGACCAUCCCCCGGGACAGUACGGCUUUCCUGGCUCGUUUGGUAUGGGUGGUGGCGGAGGACAGCGCUCAAUUGGUGAAGUCAUUGUUCCUCGUGCUUCGGUUGGCAUGAUUAUUGGAAAAGGCGGAGAAACGAUCAAACGUCUGGCGGCCGAAUCGGGCGCCAAAAUCCAGUUCAAGCCGGAUGAGGAUCAGUCGACGCCGGAGCGAUGUGCGGUUAUUCAAGGCACCACUGAGCAGAUUGCCAAAGCCACGCAAUUCAUUUCGGAUCUUGUCAAGAAGAGCGGAGCAGCCGGAGGCGCAGAGAUGUUCUACAUGCAUGUGCCAUCGAACAAAACUGGAUUGGUAAUUGGAAAAGGAGGCGAAACUAUCAAACAGUUAUCGCGCGAUCCGCCACCGAAUGCAUCGGAAAAAGUGUUCAUAAUCAAGGGGACACCGUAUCAGAUUCAUCAUGCGCAGCACAUUAUUCGUAUUAAG